Molecule: messenger RNA, 737 nt
Organism: Sesamum indicum (sesame)
Lineage: Eukaryota; Viridiplantae; Streptophyta; Magnoliopsida; Lamiales; Pedaliaceae
Source: RefSeq, a predicted model, not a curated record
GUAUGCAAUACAGAUGUAGACAUAUAUAUAUAUACACACACACGGAGAGAGAGAUUGCGAGGAGAUAAUCUCUGUUGAGAAGGUGAGAAGAGUUGAAAAUAAGCUAGGAAUGUCGGAGGCGUACGAGAGGGUGAGGGGCGGAAGGCUGGCGUUCAAGGGCGGCGAGCUCGCCACCCGCGACAAAGGCAUAGACAAGAAGAAAAAGAAGAAGAACAAGAACAAGAACAAGACCGCCGACGACCCCGUUUUGUCCGAGGACCCGAGUGCCAACGUUUUGGAUUCGGGUUCGGGUGCUGGGGAGGUGUACACGAUUGACGCCGCGAAGAAGAUGAAGUACGAGGAGUUGUUUCCUGUCGAAUGCAAGAAGUUUGGGUACGACCCGAAUGCCAAAAUCAAGUCCGUUGAAGAUGCUUUAGAUGAUCGCGUCAAGAAGAAGGCUGAUCGUUACUGUAAAUGAAUUGAAGCAGUCGGCUUUUGCUGUAGCUAUGCUUCUUCAGCUGACAAAGGAAGGCUGGAGAAGAUUUGAGGGUGUUGAUCAUCGAAGUAUGCGGCUCAGAAGCUGGCAUUUGGUUGUAUUGUUCUAGGUUACCUUGAAGUUCCCCUUGGCAUAGUUUUACGAGACCAGGACAUGUAUAAUUACAACUGUUAUGUACGAUCAUUCAGAGUUCUAUUCUGAAGUGCAUGCUUUCUUACAUCCUAACUCGUAUUGCUAUGUGAAUUACAGGAUAUUCAGUUGA